GUCAUCCUGACACUUUAGAGCUAGGGAUUGAUUUUUUGUAUUAGCCUUCAUUAGGGUGCGAUGAGAAUAAAGAUGGAUAUGCUUUAAAACGAAAAACACACACAUAAAACCUAUAUAAGACUAACCGCAGUCGAACUUGUAAGAACGACAAAUGAAUGUGGUUUACAAAGCCAUUGAACAUUCAAAUCUCGGCCCCAACCAACGGCUACAUCCAACGCGCCCUUCAAGGCCUUCACACCGAUGGCCUCGACCUCGCCGCCUAUGGCCGACUCUUCCAGCACUUCACCGACCGCCGCCUCCCGCGUCAGGCCAAGCAGCUCCACUCCCGCCUCGUCCUCUUCUCCGUCAAGCCCGGCAACUUCCUCGCCUCAAAACUCAUCAACUUCUACUCUAGAGCCAACCGGCUCAAACAAGCCCACAAGGUGUUCGACGAAAUUCCCCACAAGAACACUUUUGCUUGGAACGCCCUGCUCAUUGGGUACUCCAUCCGCAACAUGCAUACCGAUACUCUGAGGGUGUUUUCGGCCAUGGUGGAGUCGGGCUCGCCGGAAGUGAAGCCGGAUAAUUUCACUAUAACGUGUGUGAUGAAGGCGCUGGGGGGAUUGUUUUCCGGUUCGGAUUUGGCUAAGGAGGUGCAUUGCUUUGUUCUGCGAAAUGGGUUCGAUUCGGAUGUCUUUGUUGCUAAUUGUUUGAUGACUUUCUACUCGAGAUGUGAUGAGGUUGGAAUGGCCAGGAGUUUGUUUGAUAGAAUGCUGGAGAAAGAUAUCGUGUCGUGGAAUUCGAUGAUUGCUGGGUAUUCUCAGGCUGGGUAUUAUGGAGAGUGUAAGGAGUUGUAUAGGGAGAUGUUGGAGUCUGUGGAGUUGAGGCCUGAUGAUGUGACUGCAGUUAGUGUCUUGCAGGCAUGUGUACAGUCCAGUGAUCUUAAAUUUGGUAUGGAGGUUCAUCAGUUUUUGAAUGACAGUCACAUUGAGAUGAAUGUCAUGCUUUACAAUGCUCUUAUAGGGUUAUAUGCAAGAUGUGGUAAGUUCGAUUGUGCUCAGGAAUUGUUUGAUGGGAUGAGUGAGAAGGAUGAUGUUACAUAUGGUUCAUUAGUUUCCGGGUACAUGUUUCACGGGUUUGUUGAUAAAGCCAUGGAUAUUUUCCGAGAAUGUACGAACCUAAGCUUAAGUACUUGGAAUGCUAUGAUUUCGGGUCUGGUUCAGAACAAUCGGCAUGAGGCUGCCAUAGAUUUAGUUCGUGAAAUGCAGGCAUGUGGUGUCAAACCAAAUACCGUGACAUUGUCAAGUGUUCUUCCUGCAAUUUCGUAUUUCUCAAAUUUGAAAGUAGGGAAAGAAAUACAUGCUCAUACAGUCAGAAACAAUUUUGAUUGGAAUAUUUAUGUUGCAACUGCUAUCAUUGAUACUUAUGCAAAGUCGGGUUUCCUUCCUGGGGCACAACAGGUUUUUGAUCAAUCAAAAUAUAAGAGCUUGGUCAUUUGGACAGCAAUAAUCUCAGCUUAUGCUACCCAUGGAGAUGCUUAUGUGUCUAUUGGUCUGUUCUACAAGAUGCUCAGUAGUGGGAUACAGCCAGAUGAAGUAACGUUUACAGCAGUAUUAACAGCUUGUUCUCAUUCUGGAGUGGUGGACGAAGCUUGGAAAAUCUUUAAGGCCAUGUUUCCGGUAUAUGGUAUUCACCCUUCGGUUGAGCACUAUGCAUGCAUGGUUGGUGUUCUUAGCCGGGCAGGGAGACUCACUGAAGCUUCUGAGUUAAUACAAAACAUGUCAAUCGAGCCAAGUGCUAAAGUUUGGGGUGCAUUACUUAAUGGGGCUUCAGUUGCUUGUAAUGUUGAACUGGGAAAGUUUGUUUGUGACCGUCUAUUUCAGAUGGAGCCUGAGAAUACCGGGAACUAUAUAAUUAUGGCAAAUUUAUAUUCACAAGCUGGGAGAUGGGAAGAAGCUGAUAAGGUCAGGGAAAGAAUGAAAGAAGUUGGAUUACAGAAAAUUCCUGGUAUUAGCUGGAUUGAAACAAGUGAUGGAUUACACAGCUUCAUAGCAAGGGAUGCAUCUAAUGUAAGAACUGAAGUGAUUUAUGAAAUACUUGAAGGAUUGCUAGGAUUGAUGAAAGAGAAAGGGUAUCUUUUGCAGGAUGAAUUAGAUGAGGAGGGUGUCAAUGGUUGAAGCCAAGAUCAAUUAUUACAGGAAGAAUGAUCCAAUACAGGAAUUGGAUGAGGGUAUUAUCACAGUGUUUGCUGAGACCCAGAAUCAGUAAGUCUAUUGAUUGGAAAAUGGGUGUUUCUUUGUACACCCACUUUGCUGUUUAUCACACACAUCUUUUUACUAAAGAAGUUUAUCACCAUUUUUAUCAGAGAAAAAUUCAGUCACCAUCCCCAAACUAUGCUGUCAAGGCCAAUUUGAUACCCGAACUCUCAAAAGUAUCAAUGUGAUACCCAAACAUGUAUUUUGACAUCAACGUGAUACUUCCGUAAAAAAUCUCUAACGGCUCCGUUUGUUUGCUGACGUGGCAAGCACAUGGAUCCCAAAAAAAGGUUAAAUGACCAAUUUACCCUUUUCUUUUGUUAAUUAAUUUUUUUUUUCAAUAUUGCUUUCAUUAUUACUGCCGGAGCCGGUAAAGCCGAUCGAUCCAGUUUUCUAUUUUCCAGACUUUCAAUCUCUCUCCCCAUCCCAAGCGAAAGUAGACUGUGGUCAUAUAAAAUCAUCAUACAUUCAUGUCCAUAACAUUUGCUCGGCUUCAUUCAUAUAGGUACCACGCUCCUCCUCUUCUUGUCCACGAAUCCUUACCAACUCCAACUCUGCAGCAGAACAUCUCACGAGUCAUUGUCUCCAUACCUUUCCAUGACCCAAAAAUCAACAUAACCAGAGGCAGCAAGACUUCCAUAAAGCCAUAGACACAGACACCCUUCACUGCAAUAAACCGCAACACUGAAAUUCACACUGUCAUCUCCUUCAACCUUAGGAAACGGAAGCCGCAGUCUCCGAAACUCCUCCAUCUCCAAAUCAAAGACAACAAUAGGAUCCUCCUCGUCAUCAAACUCGGGAUUGUAGUCCUCAAUUACCCAAUGCAGCUUCUCGUUUACAAUAACACCUUGAUACCUCAAUCACCCAAUCCGG
This is a messenger RNA of Rosa rugosa (rugosa rose), 3107 nucleotides long. RefSeq names its product pentatricopeptide repeat-containing protein At2g37310. The transcript has a single exon. The record is from RefSeq and is a predicted model, not a curated record. Gene Ontology annotation, molecular function: protein binding; RNA binding. Bases 156 to 2156 code for a protein of 666 amino acids. Gene Ontology annotation, biological process: RNA modification. Lineage: Eukaryota; Viridiplantae; Streptophyta; Magnoliopsida; Rosales; Rosaceae.